Molecule: messenger RNA, 2449 nt
Organism: Xiphophorus hellerii (green swordtail)
Lineage: Eukaryota; Metazoa; Chordata; Actinopteri; Cyprinodontiformes; Poeciliidae
Product: interferon-induced very large GTPase 1-like
Exons: 1
Coding region: 133-1575 (480 amino acids)
Source: RefSeq, a predicted model, not a curated record
AUAAACUUGGAGGAGGAUCAGUUUGCUGUCCUUGAAGAGCUAGGUGUUGAAUGGGGACUCAUUGAUGAGUCAAAAAGAAGUAAGAGAUACAAAAAUCUGUCAGAACGUGGUGAUUAUUCUGAUUACAUAACCAUGAAGAUGAGCUUUGGAGGUGUCUAUCAAGCUGUUAAAAUGGCUUUUGCUACACAUGAAGAACAGGAACUGAUCAGAUCAUUCAUUAAUGAGGUUGAACAAAAAUAUCUUGCAGCUAUUAAGAGCAAACCUGUUGCAACAAGAGGCUUUACAUCAACUUACUUGAAGGAAGUGGCUCAAAACAUAAAAUCUGAAAUAGAAACAAUGGGAUCUCAGAGAAAAUAUGUAUUCAAGAAGGAGUUUACAGUUGACCUUUCACUGUAUGUGUUUGAUAGUGCAGAAGGUUGGCUAUUAAACUCUCACAAGAUCUACAGAGACAACAAUGAUGCUCAGACUUAUUUGGACAACAAGAAAAAUGAGUAUUACAACAUUUUCAGAAGCUUCUGCAAAGGAAGUUCAUCUGCUGUGGUGUUUGGAAAAAUUAUGUGUGAAAAACUCAAAGUCUCUGCUGUUGAAGCCGUCUGUAACAAGACUGGAGUUCAUAUUGCUGGAGAGAUGAGGUCCAAUUUCCCAGGACUCAAUGAGAGCAGACUGAAUUUAGAGAAACAUGUGUUAGCAUCUCUGGCAGAGAAAGAAGACUUUAGCAGGUUCAUCAGCUACAUCAGAAAUCCAAGAGCUCAAGUAGAGGCUUUCAUCAAAGAAGAAGUAAAGACAUACAUGUUCACGACACAGAAAGUUAAAGCCCAGACUAUCCUGAAGAAAAAUGUAGACGAUAUCACCAGAGUUAUCAGUCAGGCUUUGUUUGAAGCAACAGAGAAAUUCAAACACAGAAAAGGAAACAUAGAAAAGUGGGUGGAGGAAUUUUCUAGUAAACUGAAGCCAAAUUUGACACUUGAUACCAUUAGUUGUCAAAACUUCAGUGACAUAAACAAUUUUGAAUUUCUUAAAGAAGAGAUAGAGAAAAGCCUGAAAAGCAUCACAACAGAGAUGAGCAAACUCUCCCUGGAAAAAGUGAAUGACUGCAGGCAGAAGCCUGAUCAGAUCCUGAUUGAUCAGCUGUGUAACUGCUGCUGGGAAAGGUGUCCAUUCUGUGCUGCUGUUUGCACAAACACUGUGAAGGACCACAGUCCUCAGGAACACAGCGUUCCUUUUCAUCGACCAAAUGGGGUUAAAGGCUGGCAUUACAGAGGAACAGUUGAUCUGGUCAUUGAUUUCUGUACCACGUUAGUUGCAAGUGACGGAGCCUUUUACCCUGAUGCUGGCUCGAAGAAGGCUGUUCCUUAUAAACAGUACCCAACUGCAGGAGAAAAGUAUGCUUCAUGGAGCAUUACAGCUAAUGCCUCCAUUCUGGCCUACUGGCAAUGGUUCAUCUGCCGCUUUCAAAAGGAAUUAGAAGACUACUAUAAUUUGAAAUUUCAGGGUUACGGAGAAAUUCCUCAGCAAUGGAGAAACUUCAGUAAGAAGCAUGCUAUUGAAAGUCUGGAUGAAAUGUGUAGUUUGUGAAGAGACUGCAGGUUCAUAGAAACUAAUCAAAGUUGUGGGUUUGAGCAGUAAUUAUGAUGUUCAAGGCUCUUCAAAAUGAAUAAAUGAUCAUUUAUUACCUUUGGUUUGUACAUCCUGAAUGAGUUAUACUUGAGGGAUAACUCAAAUGGCUUCAAACAAACAGCUCUAGGUUUUACAUUAUAUUAUUUUUCAGUUUUAUUGUUUUUCUUUUCGUUAUUCUGAUCAUUUUUAGUCACCAAAAGAUGUUAUUUAGGAAAUAAGCAUUGAAAUAUCAAAUAUGACUCUUGAUUUUGGUUACAGUAUGUAAACAUCUUGCCUAUUGUAUCCAGAGGGAAUCAGUUUAUUAUGGUAUAUUUUCUCAUUUUUAAAAAUUUUAUACAUGUAUGGUAAAAUUUAAAUCUUAAUCCAUAAAUUUUUAAGCCCAAUUACAAUCAUAUUGCUCCAGUAGAUAAAUAUUUUAAAAUAAACCACAUGUGAAUUUCAUGAACUAGAUGUUUUUUGUAAAUGACUUUAAUGAAUUUAGAUUCACCCCGCCCCUAUUUUGUCAUUUAUGUUAAGUUAGUUAAACUAAUUUGUUAAGCAACUGAAUAUUCUUCCAUAUUUCUUUUUAGUUUUUUUUAUUUCUUUAGUAAUUCUAUUUCUUAUUCCCUGUAAAUUAGAUUUUCUCUAAAUAAACUCCAGGUUUUGUAAUAGAAAUGAUCAUGUAAAAAAUGUAACCACUCGAAGUAAAUGAAAUAAGCAUAAUUUUUUGACAUAUCACAUCAUUUAUAAUAAAUAUUAUAAGAUUUAACAGGACAGAUAACAUGAAUGAUGCAGAACAUUGUUUUACCAGUAAAUGUUUGACUUUAACUUGUAUUAAAUUCACUAAAAUGCU